Messenger RNA from Branchiostoma belcheri (Belcher's lancelet), 1787 nucleotides. Its product is annotated as neurogenin-1-like. The record is from RefSeq and is a predicted model, not a curated record. The transcript has 2 exons. Bases 476 to 1237 code for a protein of 253 amino acids. Gene Ontology annotation, molecular function: protein dimerization activity. Lineage: Eukaryota; Metazoa; Chordata; Leptocardii; Amphioxiformes; Branchiostomatidae.
UAAUGCACUAAUAGCUUCUGCUUGAAGGAGAUUUCACCCGGUAACCGCGCCAAGAACAAAACUUCUGCCCUCUCAUUGGUGGAGAGGAGACCCUUGGUGGCGCGGAGGUAUUGUUGACAAGGGGGGCUGCCCUGUGGAAGCGUUCACCCUUAUUCAUAUGUAUACACGAUCACUUAGCGUGAUCUGAUAAUAGGGGGGAGGAUGGUCAAAGUUUAAUUCUUUGUUAGGCGAGUGGCAUUGUCGGGGACGGGUAUAUAAACAGCACCGGGGCCCGGCUCGAGACACACACGCGCGGCGGAGACGACAGGACACACCGGCGGCUCCCGACUGACAGUCAACGCGUGCCCGCUGCACUUCAGACCACGGAAGCAAAACCACUUUGUUACGCCAACGUUUUUCCGGUGAAAGAACCUCCACCAACGACAAGGCUUCACUCUCGGCUCGACGACUUUUUUGAUAAGCGUACCAAGCAGAGAUGUCGGACGGCGCCCUAUCCCCUCUCCCCCGCCCGGGAGACGACAUGGAGACCCACCCCGGCUCGCCCUACUCCUACUGCUCGGCGGACUUCCACUCGCCCAGCCCGCCUACCCUCUCGCCCUCUCCGAGCCUGGCCGAGGUCCGGUACACGGACUGCCUCCCGAGCACUCCCGAGUACCAGUCCGAGGAUGUCAUGGACACGGAGUCGGAGAAGAAAACCGGGCGUCAGCCGAGGGCGGCCCCCGCUCGCAAGACCGACAACAACAAAGCAGAGAAGACGACGGGCACCAAGCGCAAACGGUCCCACAAGUCGCGGCAGAAGCCCAAGAGCCAGGAGGCGGUGGUUCAGGUGAAGAAACAGCGGCGUCGCAAGGCCAACGACCGGGAGAGAAACCGCAUGCACAACCUGAACGGCGCGCUGGACCAGCUCCGCGAGGUCCUGCCGACGUUUCCCGACGACACGAAACUGACGAAAAUCGAGACGCUCCGCUUCGCGCACAACUACAUCUGGGCCCUGUCGGAAAUGCUGAAGGUAGCGGACGCGGGCGGAGACCCGUCCGCACAGAUCCAGGCCAUGCCGAACCUCUUCGCGCCGAGCAGCGGUCUCGAGAACAUGAACAUUCCCUGGGCGGGUGGGCCGUCCUGGAGGCCCGACGGACAAUGGAUCUCAGCCCCGCUCAGUGACCCUAGCACGACCCCGAACGGCUCAUUGUGUUCUGAACUCUCUGAAACCGACUCGUACAUGUACCCUUCACCAUAAAGGCAUUAUGGUAGAGAAAAGAACUCUCGUAACUAUAGCAAACCGUCAUUCCACAGUAACGUUCUUCACAAAGGGCGCCCAUGCCUCAGUGAUCAAGGUAAUUUCCCAUACAUAGAUGCUAGACAAGAUUGUACCUACCGCUCUCAUAUGUCGAUAUCUGAUUCAAGCUAAAACGUCCCUACAACUCAAACAACGAUAGCCAUCACAAAAUGCUGUUUUAGAACGAAUUCUUUGUAAAUUGAAUGACAGAAGACAAAUUGUAUGAAUUUUUGUAAGAAGAAUGUAUUUUGCUAAGAUUUUCAGGGAGAUAACGUAAGAGAAUUCUCGAAAUAUACUCUGUAAAUAAUACCGUAUCCCCCUAUAGCUUUCGUAAGAUCCUCUGUGAAAAAUCUAUUUCUUACCAAUGACCGCAUCAUGAUAGUAUAUAGGAGAUAGCUACAAGCGACCAAUGUUUUCUAGAUCUGGCGGGCUAGCCCGCUUUGUUACCAUGUCUUUCCAUGUAAAAAUCUAUCUGGUGAGAAAACUCCAGAAUAAAAUAUGAUUUUUAAUG